AUGUUUCUUGAAUCGACGCUUAUUGGCGCCAUUGCCUUCUCUGGCUUUUUUGCAUCUGCUCAUCAGGGGCCACAUGCACAGUUCAGUGCAUCAGAGCUGGCAGCGCGGUCUGAAAAGGUACAACAAUGCUCCAACACUGUCGGGGAAGGUAAAAAAAAAAGACAUGCCCUCCGCCGCAGAGAAAUGGCCAAACGGGAUUCCAAUGGUGAAACCACUUAUGAGAUCCACGCCCAAGCUCCCAAGUAUGAUCUCUUGAAGAACGGCACCACCCUUCUGACCCCAGAAGUGAGCGAGGGACCCUAUUGGUACCCAAGAAGCCAGGCACUUCACCAAGACAUUGCAGAAGAACAAGAAGGUGUCCCCCUUGUCCUAGAUAUUGCUCUUAUGGACAUCGAUACCUGUGAGCCUCUGACCGGUGUUCUGGUGGAUAUUUGGCACUGCAACGCCACUGGAUCAUUCAGUUCGUUUACCGGCUUGGAUCCCAACGAGUCAUUCGGAACGGUGUAUAAAGAAAAAACUGGAAAGACAUUUUCCACGUCCGGUGGACUUCCCGAGUCCAAGCUAGAGGGCCUUUCAACCGACAGUGAGACGUGGCUCCGGGGCAUGUGGCCCACGGACAAGCAUGGCGCGACCUCCUUUCAGACUGUAUUCCCUGGAUUCUAUAUAUUCUUCGCUGAGGACUUGGAAGAGGAGAUCAUGGCUCUGGAGCCAUAUGCCAGCCAUACUCAGAUCUCCCGCCUGAAGAAUAUCAAUGAUGGAAUUUACACCAAUGAGUCAUAUACCGGUGCAAUGACCAUCAUGGAUACCGAACCGCUCGGCGGAAGGUCCUACAAAAACGGAGUCCUUGGAUAUAUUGCUUUGGGAAUUGAUACUACCUCAAUUAAGGAUGGUACAACCGAAAGCCCAAAUCCUCCGGUAGUUUCAGACCCUCCUACUAUCAAUUGA
This is a messenger RNA of Penicillium angulare, 945 nucleotides long. RefSeq names its product aromatic compound dioxygenase. NCBI's taxonomy places the organism in Eukaryota, Fungi, Ascomycota, Eurotiomycetes, Eurotiales, Aspergillaceae. Gene Ontology annotation, molecular function: iron ion binding; oxidoreductase activity, acting on single donors with incorporation of molecular oxygen, incorporation of two atoms of oxygen. The transcript is spliced from 8 exons. Bases 1 to 945 code for a protein of 314 amino acids. The record is from RefSeq and is a predicted model, not a curated record.